AUGAGUCCCACCAAUAUUUUACUAUGGGCGCGAGACACGGCCAGUGACCUCGAAUCGGUUCCCUCGACCUUUUCCAGUUGGGAUAAAUGCAUGACUAAAUCUUACUGCAAGUGGCCCGUCAUUGCUGGUAUCAUUGUUGGUUCCGUGAUCCUCCUCGCCGUGCGCAGAAACAAAACCCCCAAGCAUUAUGAUGAACCCCCCUUCCACCAACCUCCUCCGCCUGCGCCGAAUCCAGUAUACCAUUCGUCCCCAGCUCCACCAUCCUACCGCGGCGCCGAGCAGACUGCGCGCUUUGAUGCACCAAAGUCACCCGCCGUCAAAGUCAACGAGGAUGCUCUACCUGAAAUGCCUACUUGGGCUGGUGCCGUGGACAAGCAUGUCGAGGAUAAGGACCACCACGAGGACGUCGAAAUGGCAGCUUUGAACCCCCCAGACCGAAAGCAGGGUGCUGGUACCCCAGGUGCCGCAUACUCGGACUAUUCUCCAAACCCAAGCAUGACAGCCGGCUACAGAGGCUUUGCACCGACUGACCCUUAUGCACGCCGUUCACCCGGCCCAGGAGCCGCCUUGACCCCAAUUCAAGAUCCAUACGCGCGCCGCUCACCAGGCGUACCUUCCCCCGGCGGCAUGGAUCCCUACGGCCGCAGGUCACCAGGCCCUGCAGCAGCACUAGCCGCAACCCAGGACCCAUACGGCCGGCGUUCGCCAGGCGUAGUACCCUCAGUCGAUCCUUACGGACGACGCUCACCCGGACCUGCAGCCGCAUACGGCACUCAGAUCCAAGACCCCUACGCUCCGCGCUCGCCAGGUCUCACUUCGCCCAUGGGCGCCCCAGUCCACAAUCCCUACGACCAAUACCAAGAAAGGUACGAUGAUCACUACGAUGCAGGCGCAGGCGCAGGCUACCACGCCGUGACUUCGCCCUCACCUGUCGCUGCAUACAAGCCCCCAACGCAAUACAGUCCCGCGCCAAUGGCCUUCUCCCCGUCCUCGGAAAUUGACCGAGGCACAGCGGCAACCCCUGGCUUCCAGCGCCAGCCUUCUUUUGGCUCAAGCCAAUACCCACCAACCUAUACUUCCCAGCCUGCAUCUGCAUACCGUGGCUACUCGCCCGGUGCUCCCUCUUCGCCCCCUCCUGAAUUCUCGGCUCCUGCUACCGAAUACGCUACUUAUAACCCACACGCUCGCACUGCUCACACUGCCCAUGAGCCGGACAACACUCGGCCUCCGAGUCUAUUGCAGAGUGGAAAACAGCCCAAUGCCUCGAGUAACUUUUGA
Penicillium soppii is the source of this 1278-nucleotide messenger RNA. RefSeq lists its product as uncharacterized. Gene Ontology annotation, cellular component: plasma membrane; cellular bud neck. The record is from RefSeq and is a predicted model, not a curated record. The coding region runs from base 1 to 1278 and encodes 425 amino acids. Lineage: Eukaryota; Fungi; Ascomycota; Eurotiomycetes; Eurotiales; Aspergillaceae. The transcript is spliced from 3 exons.